AUGGUGGCUGCUCUUCCCACACUCAGCCUUUUACACUGAUUUAUAUUGUACAGUUUUUGUGAAAUAAGUUUAAGGUAAUUUUCAGGGCCAGAUACAGCAUUUGCCUUGUGUUGUUGUUGUCACUGUUAUUGGUGAGAUUCCCAUCACUGGCCACAACUUGGUGUUUAUUAGUCACAGAGCUCCAGUCUGGCCUCAUUUCUCCUCACAAACCACUCUCUUAUCUUAUUAAGUACAUAUGCCAUUACAUUGCCCCCGCGUGGCAUUUCUGUCACUAGACUCAUGUUCCACUCGAUAAAAGACGCGUUUUUCUCUAUAAACGACGAGACCCCCACACCCUUCCCAAACCGUUAAACCAAACCCUAACCAGCCGCGCAUGCCCACAAACCACUUCAACUAGUGCGCAGGCGCAUUGUAUCAUUCAGUCACCACAGAGACUAUGACCAAGUUAAGAGAUUGUCACAGGAAGCGGAAGCGGCAACUCGUAGCUGUCCAGGAACUGCAGUCAUGGCUGAUGUGAAAGAUGCUCUGCUGUCUGUGCUGCCGACCAUUCGGGUACCUCGGGCUGGGGACCGUGUGCACAAGGAUGAAUGUGCCUAUUCCUUCCACACUCCGGAAACAGACAGCGGGUUAUAUAUUUGCAUGAACACAUUUCUGGGCUUUGGGAGACCCUAUGUUGAGCAGCAAUACAACAAGACUGGGCAGAGAGCCUUUCUGAAUAUCAAGAGAACUCCUAAAAUGAAAUCCGAUGAAUCUAAUUCUGGCACAGGAGACCCUCCACGCAAGAAGCCGACUCGCUUAGCCAUUGGAAUGGAGGGUGGCUUUGACAUGACUGAGGAACAGUGUGAGUAUGAGGAAGUGCUGAAGCUGGUCAUUCUGCCCGAGUUCCUAGAGAUUCCACGGGAUGGACUGUCGGGGCUCCCGGAGAUGGUCAGGGAUCGGGUGUCGUCUGCUAUUGAUGCCAUACUGUCUGCUGACUCUGCCUCCCGGAAACAGGAAAUUCAGGCGUGGGAUGGGGAAGUGAGGCAGGUUUCCAAACAUGCGUUCAAUCUCCAGCAGCUUCAGGGAGUUCCCCGUAUUCCACCUUGCGGAUGGAAGUGCAGUGUAUGUGAUCUGCGGGAGAAUCUAUGGCUCAAUAUGACAGACGGUGCCAUCUUUUGUGGAAGACGUUACUUUGACGGCAGCGGAGGGAAUAAUCACGCGUUACAGCACUACCAAGAAACAGGCUUCCCUUUAGCAGUGAAACUAGGCACCAUUACGCCUGAUGGAGGAGAUGUAUAUUCCUACGAUGAGGAUGAUAUGGUUCUGGACCCUAACCUGGCAGAGCAUCUCUCACACUUUGGCAUUGAUAUGAUGAAGAUGCAGAAGACGGAUAAGACCAUGACAGAACUGGAAAUUGAUAUGAACCAACGAAUCGGAGAAUGGGAGGUGAUUCAGGAAUCAGGUGUGCAAUUGCAGCCCCUCUAUGGUUCGGGGUACACAGGCAUCCAGAACCUCGGAAACAGCUGCUACCUCAAUUCAACCAUGCAAGUCAUCUUCAGCAUCCCGGCCUUCCAACGCAAAGCUAAGCUUGGACAUGGUCUGUUAUCUGGGGAAUACUCAAAGCCAGCUCUAGAGAAAGACAGUGACAUAGCUCCAGAACAUAAGGGUCUCCAGGAUGGGCUCGCUCCAAGAAUGUUUAAGGCACUUAUUGGGAAGGGACAUCCCGAGUUUUCCACUAACCGGCAACAAGAUGCUCAGGAAUUCUUCCUGCACUUUAUAAAUAUGGUUGAGAGGAACUGCCGCAGCUCAUCCAACCCUAAUGAAGUUUUCCGUUUCCUGGUGGAAGAGAAGAUUAAGUGUCUGGUGUCUCAGAAAGUGAAGUAUACACAGAGGGUUGAGUAUAUGCUGCAACUUCCUGUUCCCAUGGAGGCUGCACUCAAUAAGGAGGAGCUGUCUGCAUAUGAGCAAUGCCGACUCCAGGCUGAACGUGAGCAUCGCCCCCCUCCAGAACUAGUCCGGGCACGUAUUCCAUUUACAUCUUGUUUGGAGGCAUUUGCUGCCCCCGAGCAGCUCGAUGAGUUCUGGAGCGCCGCUCUUCAGGCCAAAUCCAAUGCACUCAAGACUUCCCGAUUUGCCUCAUUUCCUGAUUACUUGGUCAUUCAAAUCAAGAAGUUCACUUUUGGCCUUGACUGGGUACCUAAGAAACUGGAUGUCUCUAUUGAUGUCCCAGAUGAAUUGGAUCUUUCUGAUUUUCGGGGUGGGGGGCUUCAAGGGGGGGAAGAGGAGCUCCCUGAUGUUGCCCCCCCAUUGGUCACACCCGACGAGCCCAAAGGUAGCCUUGGUUUCUAUGGCCUCGACGAUGACGACUCGUACUGCUCCCCUCACUUCUCCUCUCCGACAUCUCCAGUGCUGGACGAGUCGGUGGUUACGCAGUUGAUAGAGAUGGGAUUCCCAGCAGAGGCGUGCCGGAAAGCUGUGUAUUACACGGGCAACAGCGGGGCGGAGGCUGCUAUGACAUGGGUGAUGUCACACAUGGAUGAUCCAGAUUUUGCCUUGCCUAUGUCUGGAGCUAGUGCACCCUUAUCAGCUAGUACUGGAGGGGAUCCACCAUCUGAGGAACAUGUAGCGACAAUAAUAUCCAUGGGCUUCUCCCAGGAGCAAGCAGUGAAAGCUCUCCGUGCCACUAACAACAACUUGGAACGCGCUGUUGACUGGAUCUUCUCUCACAUCGAUGACUUAGACGCUGAGGCUUCCAUGGAUUUAUCUGAGGGUCGUUCUGCUGCAGAGUCUGUGUCUGAAAGUCUCCCUCCUGCAGGACCUCGUGUGAGGGAUGGAGCUGGCAGAUAUGAGCUUUUUGCCUUCAUCAGUCACAUGGGCACAUCCACCAUGUGCGGUCAUUACGUGUGUCAUAUAAAGAAGGAGGGAAGGUGGGUGAUCUAUAAUGACCAGAAAGUGUGUGCUUCAGAGAAGCCUCCCAAAGACCUGGGUUACAUUUACUUCUACCAACGUAUACAGAGUUAAUUCCCAGCUGCCCUGUCCCUGGUCGGCCCUCGAUGUGAGCGCAAGGAGUGGAGCCUCAUUUUGCAGUGUCUAGGUCCGUGUGGACUUUAUUCAUGGUUAAUUUGAGCAACGUUGAUUUACCAUUUUUCCCCACUCUUAUGUGGCUGUAGGGUUCCCCUUUCUCCCCCUAUUGCUUGAUCUGUUGCAGGGGACGUAACCUCGAAGUUCUCUGUGGACCAUGUUUCCAUGCUGUGGUUGGGAGGAGGCCCUGUAACCAGGACUAGGGUGUCAUUCACAUGGACGGCUGUUGGGUGAUCUGUAAUGGCAUUGGGCUUGGGGUCCCGUCAUAUUGUGGGGAACUGAAGGCUCUGGCUGUGUGCUAAGGUGGUUUGUGUCUAUAUUUAAUCCCAGAGUUCACCAGUGUGAAAAAUAUUUCUUUCCCAUCCAUCAAACAUGCCCUUUUAUAAACACACAGCUCUCUGCUAUUAAAGGUGAAAAAGAACAUUAAA
Molecule: messenger RNA, 3488 nt
Organism: Xenopus laevis (African clawed frog)
Lineage: Eukaryota; Metazoa; Chordata; Amphibia; Anura; Pipidae
Gene: usp5.L
Product: ubiquitin specific peptidase 5 L homeolog
Exons: 19
Coding region: 505-3000 (831 amino acids)
Biological process (GO): ubiquitin-dependent protein catabolic process; protein deubiquitination
Molecular function (GO): cysteine-type deubiquitinase activity; zinc ion binding
Source: RefSeq, a predicted model, not a curated record